UCCAAGGUGAAGGAUAAGAGGAUGAAAGGCGCGGGCUGGAGGAGUUGAGAAGAGCAGCCCCCGAACUUUGUCUCCUAACCAGGGCCCUCCCUGCUUCUCGGUGCUGAGCAGCGCACGCCUGCACGCUGCGUGGGGAGGGCAGGGCUGACACCACUUCCUCCCGGAGGCCAAGGACCUUGGGCCCCCAGCUGCCUGCAGAGCACCGAGCCCGGCCUCGCGUCUUCCAGCAUCUCCGCGCAGCGCCCGUCUCCUGCAUCCCUGCAUCCCGGCACAUCUCCCGACACAGCCGUCAAGAUGGGGGAGUCAAAUGAAGACAUAGACCAAAUGUUCAGCACUUUGCUGGGAGAGAUGGACCUCUUGACCCAGAGUUUGGGAGUCGACACUCUUCCCCCUCCUGAUCCCAAACCACCCAGAGCGGAAUUUAACUACAGUGUGGGUUUUAAGGAUUUAAAUGAGUCCUUAAAUGCACUGGAAGACCAAGAUUUAGAUGCCCUCAUGGCAGAUUUGGUGGCCGAUAUAAGUGAAGCUGAGCAGAGGACAAUCCAGGCCCAGAAGGAAUUUUCUCAGAAUCAGCACCACUCCACCCCUCCCGAGGCAUCAGAUUGCAGGGGUGCAGCCUCACUUAGUUAUGGAGCAGACACCACUGUAGUUAGUGUUAGCCCCUAUGAGGAUGACUUACCACCUCCACCAGCAGAUCCCAUGUUAGACCUUCCACUGCCUCCACCACCUCCUGAGCCUCUCUCUCAGGAAGAAGAGGAAGCCCAGGCAAAGGCUGAUAAAAUUAAGCUAGCAUUGGAAAAACUGAAGGAGGCCAAGGUUAAGAAGCUUGUGGUCAAGGUGCAUAUGGAUGACAACAGCACUAAGUCCCUGAUGGUGGAUGAGCGACAGUUGGCCCGGGAUGUUCUGGAUAAUCUCUUUGAAAAAACUCAUUGUGACUACAAUGUGGACUGGUGCCUUUAUGAAAUAUACCCUGAAUUACAAAUCGAGAGAAUUUUUGAAGACCAUGAAAAUGUUGUUGAAGUUUUAUCAGACUGGACAAGAGACACCGAAAACAAAGUACUGUUUUUGGAGAAAGAGGAAAAAUAUGCUGUGUUUAAAAACCCUCAGAAUUUCUACUUGGAUAACAAAGGGAAAAAAGAAAGCAAGGAGACCAGUGAGAAAAUGAAUGCUAGAAACAAAGAAUCCUUACUUGAGGAAAGUUUCUGUGGAACAUCUGUCAUUGUACCAGAACUCGAAGGAGCUCUUUAUUUAAAAGAAGAUGGGAAGAAAUCAUGGAAAAGGCGGUAUUUCCUUUUACGAGCUUCUGGAAUUUAUUAUGUUCCCAAAGGAAAGACAAAGACAUCCCGAGAUUUGGCAUGUUUUAUACAGUUUGAAAAUGUUAACAUCUACUAUGGGAUUCAGCAUAAAAUGAAAUACAAGUCACCCACUGACUACUGCUUUGUUUUAAAGCAUCCUCAAAUUCAGAAGGAGUCUCAGUAUAUCAAGUACCUCUGCUGUGAUGAUGCAAGAACUCUCAACCAGUGGGUUAUGGGAAUAAGGAUUGCCAAGUAUGGAAAAACUCUCUACGAUAACUAUCAGCGAGCUGUGGCAAGAGCUGGACUUGCCUCUCGGUGGACGAACCUGGGGACUGUUAAUGCAGCUACACUAACUCAGCCUUCUACAGGACCCAAAACAGGCUCCAUUCAGCCCAAUGGUCAGAUUCCCCAGGCUGCACCUUCUGUCAGUGCUGUUCUCCAAGAGGCCCAGAGACAUGUCGGAACAUCUAAGAUGCCCUCUAUUAGUUUUGUGAAGAAUUUAACAUCUGCCUUCCCAAAUGUGUAUAACAUAUCACGGUUUCAUCAAAAGACACCAGCAGUGGGCUGUUGCAGUAAAACACAGAGUGGCGAGAAAUACACUGAUCCUUUUAAACUUGGCUGGAGAGACUUGAAAGGUCUGUAUGAAGAUAUUAGAAAGGAACUGCUCAUAUCUACAACAGAACUCAAGGAAAUGUCUGAGUACCACUUUGAUGGCAAAGGAAAAGCCUUCCGACCAAUUAUUGUGGUGCUAAUGGCCCGAGCAUGUAAUAUUCAUCAUAAUAACUCCCGAGAUAUGCAAGCCAGCCAGCGCUCCAUAGCCUUAAUUGCAGAAAUGAUCCACACUGCUAGUCUGGUUCACGAUGAUGUUAUUGAUGAUGCAAGUUCGCGAAGAGGAAAACAUACAGUUAAUAAGAUCUGGGGUGAAAAAAAGGCUGUUCUUGCUGGAGAUUUAAUUCUUUCUGCAGCAUCCAUAGUUUUGGCACGGACUGGAAACAUAGCUGUUGUGUCUAUUAUAACCCAAGUUCUUGAAGAUUUGGUGCGUGGUGAAUUUCUUCAGCUAGGGUCAAAAGAAAAUGAGAAUGAAAGGUUUGCCCACUACCUUGAAAAGACCUUCAAGAAGACCGCAAGUCUGAUAGCCAACAGUUGUAAAGCAGUGUCUGUCCUGGGUUGCCCUGACCCAGUGGUGCAUGAGAUUGCCUAUCAAUAUGGAAAAAAUGUGGGAAUAGCUUUUCAGCUCAUAGAUGAUGUUUUGGACUUCACCUCAUGUUCUGACCAGAUGGGCAAACCAACAUCUACAGAUCUGAAGCUUGGGUUAGCCACUGGCCCUGUCUUGUUUGCUUGUCAGCAGUUCCCAGAAAUGAACGACAUGAUAAUGAGACGGUUCAGUUUGCCAGGGGAUGUGGCCAGAGCUCGACAGUAUGUUUUAGAGAGUGACGGCGUGCAACAAACCACCUACCUCGCUCAGCGAUACUGCCAUGAAGCAGUAAGAGAGAUCAGUAAGCUUCGACCAUCCACAGAAAGGGACGCCCUCAUUCAGCUUUCAGAAACUGUGCUUACAAGAGAUAAAUGACAGCUACUUCUGUUUUUCCUGGCAGCUAUUUUACCAGACUGUGCCUAACGAAUUUUGUGAAAUACUGCUUCAUGUGCAGAUAACCAAAAAUCAUUUUAAAAAAUAAUUUCAACCUUAUUGAUGGGCAAUUUUUUUUAUUGGCAAAUUUUUUCAGAAAACUUUUUAAAUGUAAUUAAACCACCAUCAUUAUAGUCCUAUAAAUUCUAACUGAGGUACCCUGAUGGUUAUAUGUGGUAUUGUUUACAUUGUUAAUAUCCACAUGUAAAGCCAUUACACAAAUAAAUAAUCAGCGUUAAAA
Nannospalax galili (Upper Galilee mountains blind mole rat) is the source of this 3163-nucleotide messenger RNA. RefSeq names its product decaprenyl-diphosphate synthase subunit 1. The transcript has 23 exons. Gene Ontology annotation, cellular component: transferase complex; cytosol; mitochondrion. Bases 295 to 2865 code for a protein of 856 amino acids. The record is from RefSeq and is a predicted model, not a curated record. NCBI's taxonomy places the organism in Eukaryota, Metazoa, Chordata, Mammalia, Rodentia, Spalacidae. Gene Ontology annotation, molecular function: prenyltransferase activity. Gene Ontology annotation, biological process: ubiquinone biosynthetic process; isoprenoid biosynthetic process; signal transduction.